Messenger RNA from Acanthochromis polyacanthus (spiny chromis), 2584 nucleotides. It is a transcript of the gene ncoa5, whose product is annotated as nuclear receptor coactivator 5. The record is from RefSeq and is a predicted model, not a curated record. Gene Ontology annotation, cellular component: nucleoplasm. Gene Ontology annotation, biological process: regulation of signal transduction. The transcript is spliced from 12 exons. The coding region runs from base 341 to 2221 and encodes 626 amino acids. Gene Ontology annotation, molecular function: RNA binding. NCBI's taxonomy places the organism in Eukaryota, Metazoa, Chordata, Actinopteri, Pomacentridae.
UUACUCUUAUUUGUGUUCAGGCUGCAGCAAAUUUCACCAAAGACGAAGAAGAGGGAGCACGAAGAAGAACAGCUAAGAGGAAAGUCCGCCUGUCCGUGGCCUUAGGUGACUGAAAACGGGAAUUAAAUACACGUUGACGACGCUUGGGCUUUCUGUAUUAUGCGGACACUGAAUCCAACGCAUCCAGGUUCAAGUUAAGGUAUUUGACCUCUUCGCGUAACUCACUGACGCGUUCCAGGAUUGUGGAGAAUUUUAAAGACAUUUUUUAGCGAGCAAACGAAACCUGUUCCAAGCAUUUAGUCGCACGAAGAAAGAAACCAGUACACUUUGGGAUCUAGCCAUGUCUCGUCGACGAAGCCGCACUCCAUCGCCAGGACGGUUUUCACGCUCCUGCAGCAGCAAUGAUCCGAAAGAUUUGGAGAGAAGGAUUUUUGUUGGAAAUUUGCCAACGUCCGACAUGGAAAAGAAGGAUUUGGAAGACCUGUUCAGCCCAUAUGGGAAGAUAGUCGGCGUGUCCAUGUUUCGUGGGUUUGGAUUUGUACAGUUUGAACGCGUUGAGGAAGCCGAAGCUGCAAAGGCGGCCCAAAAGGGUCGAAUAUAUAAAGGUUAUAAAAUAGAUGUAAAUAUGGCAGUGGAGCGACGGCAAGCUAAACCUCAAUCCCAGCAGAGCCCUCCACGAAGGGCCUCGUAUGGCAGUUACGGGGACAGCAAGGAGCCUCGACCUCGGUCCCGUUCACCCGUUUACGGACGCGAGCCUCGGGACAGCCGUGAUGGAAGGGAGUCGGGCAGAGAAUCAAGGCCAGGUGGCCACUCUCGAGACCCAGAUUUCCGGUACCGUAGCUCAGAGACCAGAGACAAGGACAUCAGAGGUGACCCUCGGGAUUCUGCGUACAGCAGAGAGGACUAUGACAGAUACUACCGCAGUGGCAGCGGUGCAGACGACUAUUACCGGAGGAAGGACGAGCCCUACAGGGAUCCUUAUGCAGAUCCCUGGAAUGGACGGCGUGACCCUGAAGAAGAUCGCGCUCGACCAGAAGAGCGCCGGCGCAAUGAACUCUAUCGACAGUACUAUGAAGAACUCCAGCGGCGCUACGACGUGGACCGUCCUGUUGACUGCUCUGUGAUCGUUGUCAACAAGGCACAAAAUAGGGAGUAUGCGGAGACGGUCGGGCGUAAAGUCCGUGAUUUGGGAAUGGUGGUGGAUCUGAUCUUCCUCAACACAGAAGUGUCUCUAACCCAGGCCUUGGAGGAUGUAGGGCGAGCCCGGACUCCCUUUGCCAUCAUCAUUACCCAGCAGCACCAGGUCCACCGCUCCUGCACUGUCAACAUCCUCUUUGGAACGCCUCAAGAACAUCGAAACAUGCCAAUGCAGGACGCCAUGAUGCUGGUCGCCCACAACUAUGACACUUACAAAGUUGAAAACCGUGAAAAGGAGCGGGAGGAAAUUGCCAGAAAGGCGGCCAAGAUGGCGGAUGACGUGCUACUCAGAGAGCCUGACAGAGAGGCUCACCCCAUAUCGGUCCUCACUGCUAUCACACUGCUGUCUGAAAACAGAUUUGUGACUCCAGAGGAACUGGACAGUCUCAUCGCAUAUCUAAAGGAUAAAAGAACUCGGCUGGUUCGAAGCACAGCAGAUCCUCUAGCAGCUCCAGUCCACAUCGGAGCUCCUGCACCAGUGCAUCAUGAUGUCCCCCCCUCAGCUGCAGUCCCUCCUUCAUCCCAUUCUGCUCACCCAGCCCCCCAGUCCAGUCACCUCGCCCUGUCUGCUUCCGCUUCAAGUGUCUCGGCCAACCCCAGUCAUCAGCAGGAGCUGCAGGCUAAAAUCCUCAGUCUGUUCAACAGCGGUACUGGACCGCUAGCGGGCACCGGCAGCCUUCCUUCUGCCACCUCCCAGUCGCACUCCUACGGCUCUCUGGGCCCAGCUCCUUCCCAAAACCCGUCCCGCCCGACCAUGCCUGUCCAACCCACAGCCGGAGCUCAGGCUUACGGCGCCCCGUCAGGCCGCAUGCCGGUGGCAGCAGCUGGUCAGAGACCCCCUGCCUCUGCUUCAGGUAUCAAUUUUGACAACCCCAGUGUCCAGAAAGCUCUCGACACAUUAAUACAGAGCGGACCGACUCUCAACCAUCUGGUGGGCGCGGGGGCCUCUCAGCAGCCAGCCCAGAGAGCAGCACCCAAUGCGGGCCAAGCUCCACCCAUGUCCAUGUACCCCCGACAUUACUGACAGGCUGCGGUGCGUUAAUCACUCCUAAUGUGAGGUCCAGCUCUCCCUCUGAUAGAAGUAGACACCGCAUCUUUUUCUGUGCAGUGCAGUUACCAGCAUUGUAUCGGUAGACCGUAGGGAUAUUUUGUAAAAACUUUUAAACAUUUUUUCCUCAGUAUUGUGUUGUUUAAAUUUGAUGACUCGUUCAGACUACUUAAGAGUCUGCAUUUUCAAUUAUCUGCCAGUAGAUAUUUACAAAUGAUUAAAACAAUGAAGUUUGGAAGUACAGUUUUGGUUCUUUUUCAGUGACAAUGUGUUUGUCUUUUAAUUUGUAACAUUGUUUCUGUUGUCAAAAAGAGACACAAUUAAAAACUCGAGACACGA